Paramacrobiotus metropolitanus is the source of this 1085-nucleotide messenger RNA. Its product is annotated as tereporin-Ca1-like. NCBI's taxonomy places the organism in Eukaryota, Metazoa, Tardigrada, Eutardigrada, Parachela, Macrobiotidae. The record is from RefSeq and is a predicted model, not a curated record. The coding region runs from base 199 to 810 and encodes 203 amino acids. The transcript is spliced from 4 exons.
UAAAAGACCAAUGUUAAUCGAAUGCGGCAGAUAGUUCGGUCCAGUAUUUGUUGCAUGUUUACUGCUGUUUUAUCGGCAAUGCGCCUUCGGACAUGGUUUAAUCCAAGCCGCUGCUAUUUAAUAACGACUGAGUGUCAAGCUAAAUGGAGUAACAGCAACUAACCUCACUGAACCCAAUCCCGGGAUUGCAAUAGGUAAAUGGAAAUGGCUGCAAUCGGCAAUGCCGAUGCAAACCCGGCAGUAGAUUCUGCUCUGGGUUCUCAAAACGCCAGCCAGUCCUCCUAUAGAGUAGCAGGCACUUUGAAAGUAGUGAACAAUACAAGAUGGAUGCUGCAGCUGGAAAAGUGCUAUAUCAAUUAUGGCAAGGUCGAAGCCAUUUUUGAUCAAGUUCGCCCAGGGCAGUCCGCUGUAAUGAAAGUGCACAAAACAUCGUAUUUAGCAACAGGAUCAUCGGGAACGCUUGCAUGGACCGUGGUAAACGAGAACAAAUCGAUCGUUGUCAUGUGGUCACUACCAUUUAAUCACGACUUCUCCCAUAACGUCUUGGCGGUCGGUAUUCGCUCGAAUAACGGAAAUAACGAGAAUAACGGGAACACGUCUAACACCUUUAGGGAAAUGUACUCCGAAAAUGAACAGUCAUACUUUAGGAGAAAGGAGUUUUACAGUGUCAUCGAUCCAGUCGAGCACAUGGAUAACAGAGUCAAAGUGCGGGGCAGAAUGGGAAACGCUCAUAAAACGGACAUCAUCAUUGAUGUCCACGCUAUCAAUCCUGCGGACCAGUUUGGCUACGUGCAAGAUGGCUUAAUGUAAACGAUGGAUGGACUAUGGCAUGCCCAGACUCAACCAACCAACCACGUAGCACAACGCUUCUGGAAUCCACGUUCCCAACUUUUUCGGAACGGAAUCCUGACAAUCCUUGCAUGACCCUUUUCAUAGUUGGCGUCCCAAUGCGGACCGCAAGACUACUUAUGUUUAGUUCUUUCUUACCGAUAAACCGACUAGAGUGGCCGUAAAUGAAAUCUACUGACCGAUGUUCGAAACAGGUUUGUUUUCCGAUUAAAAACUGUCUUACUGGGCAGCAAGAA